Molecule: messenger RNA, 2262 nt
Organism: Alligator mississippiensis (American alligator)
Lineage: Eukaryota; Metazoa; Chordata; Crocodylia; Alligatoridae
Exons: 8
Coding region: 1-2262 (753 amino acids)
Source: RefSeq, a predicted model, not a curated record
AUGACAUCUGUGCCUGUGGUAGCAGGGAUCGAGUAUUCGGGGGUCUGCUCUGAUGCAGGGGCAUUUGCAAAGGAGCGCCUGGUCAUUCAUACUUUGGGGGAAGAAGCCAUGGGGGAACGUUUGAGUCAUGAAGCCGUGUUGCUCAGGAAGAAACGCUCUUGUCCGGUGUCCCGGAGGUCCCCGCAGCGGGCUGUGCCGUCCUGGGCACCCUCUCCCCUGCGCCGGCCCAGCCCGCAGGCCCGCGUGGGCUCAGGGGCCCUGCUGCAGUGCUGGUUCAGUGUCGGGGGGCCGGUGGCCCUGGACUCCCUGCGGGUGACAUGGUAUUUCUUGGAGGAGAAGGUGGCCUGGUACGAGCAGGGCAGGAGCCAGGCCUGGCCCAGAACCAGUCUGCCAUCGGAGAAGGAGCUGCAAAGCGGAGACGCCUCCCUGUUGCCGGCCACGGUGACCGUGCCCGACGGGGGCUUGUACCGGUGUGUUGUGGGGUACGGGAUGCAGCAGCACCACGGGGAGACCAUCCUGCACCUGCUCGCUUCCCCGGUGAUCUCCAUCCCAAGAAAACCAGUUGUGGCCGAUGCUGAGACCUCCCUCCUGUGCCACGUGGGGCGGUUCUACCCCGAGGACGUGGACGUGGCGUGGCUGAGAGACGGGCAGGUCCUGAAGGGCUCCACCCGCUCCAGCCCCCAGAGGAACACGCACGGGACCUUCAACCUCACCCUCACUUACACCUUCACAGCCACCCACAGCGAUGCCGGCAGCAUCUUCUCCUGCCACGUCCACCACGAGGCUCUGGACCAGCCACUGCAGGAGGACGUCUCCCUGGACAUCCAAGGCUGGACAAUCUCCUACAAUGUCGCAGAGGUGCAGGGGCCGGAGCGGUGCCUGCUGGGCCAGGAGGUGACCCUGCGCUGCUCCAUGGAGGGGACGUUCCCCGAGGACGUGGCCGUGACAUGGGAGAGGAUCCACAGCGAGGACAGGACGGUGCCUGAGAGCGCUGGGGACCAGGAGAGCCCCGAGCACCAGCCGCUGCUCCCCGCCCUCCCCCCGGGCUGGAGAGUGACCGAGGAGAGAGCUGGGACCCGCCUCACGUCCUCCCUGACCUUCACCCCCACGCUGCAGGACGACGGGGCGCGGGCCCGGUGCGUCUUCCUCCACGAGGCCGAACGGAUCAGAGAGGAGCGAGUGUCCCCGGAGAUCCGGGUGUGGGCCCAGCCACAGGUGUCUGAGAUCCAGGUGUUGCCAGAGUGGGACCCCCGCGACAAGGUGCCGUUUGCUGUCCAGCUCCACAACUUCUACCCCAGGGAGGUGCCCCCGAUCCAGUGGGGCUGGGACGGGGCCGGGAGCUGGAGGGAAGACCCCACACAGAUAGACAAGAACGCGGACGGCACGUUCACCACGACGAGCGUCUGGAGAGUGCCCAGCCGGAGCCUGACCCGGCCGGAGCUGCGAGUGCGAGUGUGCGUCCAGCACGGCCCCGGAGAGCCCCCGAGCGAGAGAGAGCUCAGCCUGAGGGCCGCGGGUCUCCUGCGGCCCCCGGACGUGUCCGAAAUCUCCCAGCCCGAGUCCAUGGCCAAGGGGAAGGGAGUCACCCUGAGCUGCCAUGUUGCGGGGCAUUUCCCGGGGGAGCUGAGCGUGACCUGGCUGCGGAGGGGCAAGGGGGAGGACACUGCUGUGAUCCUGCGGGACUCGGCUGAGUGCAGGGUGGAGCCCGGCACGGCCGUCCUGGCACGGGACGGGAAGAGCUUCCAGCAGGAGACCAGACUCAUCCGCUUGUUACCAGAGGACCUGGCAGAAAAAUUCAUCUCCAAGUUUAAGGAAACAGGGGCAGAGUACAUCUGCCGUGUGGGACACCUUGCCCUGGAGACCCCCAUCGAGAGGAGCACUGACUGCCGUCCAUGCCCUCCGCACCUGGGGGAGGUCUCCCACCCGCAGGCCCUGGUCCCGGGGCAGCCGGAGACCCUGCGGUGCCUCAUCUCGGGGUUUUACCCCGGGCAGCUGGCGGUGACGUGGCUGCGAAAGGGAGCGGGAGAGAAGGCGCCCAGGCCCCUGGAGAGCUCAGACCCCCACAGGAUGCACACCCCUGCCCCUACUCGGGCGCCGGACGGGAAGUCCUACAGCGUGGAGUCCGAGCUGCGCCUCCCCCCCGCGGGGCCCGAGGACGACGGGGUGGAGUACCUGUGCCGCGUGCAGCACGAGGCCCUGAAGGAGCCCGAGUCCAGGUCCAGCGGGCGGCUGCGGGUCCAGGUAGGAGCGUACAGUGAGUGA